Messenger RNA from Daldinia loculata, 934 nucleotides. Its product is annotated as proteasome maturation factor UMP1. NCBI's taxonomy places the organism in Eukaryota, Fungi, Ascomycota, Sordariomycetes, Xylariales, Hypoxylaceae. Gene Ontology annotation, biological process: proteasome assembly. The record is from RefSeq and is a predicted model, not a curated record. Gene Ontology annotation, cellular component: nucleus; cytoplasm. The transcript has 2 exons. The coding region runs from base 235 to 687 and encodes 150 amino acids.
CAAGGCUCCAAACACGAAAGCUCCCGGCAGCCUGCUCAAGCUUCCUAUCCUUUACAUAUUGAAUCCACUAUCAAUCCACUAUCAACGACGCAGCACAUCUACCACUAUUUGCCAAGCUGCUACCAAACCACAACUUCUCUUCAAACAUUUCGACCUGAAUGAGUUGACGACUAUUAAGAAUUACGAAAACACAAUACAAAAACAAAAGUCUAUCAAUACUCUUCCACCGACAAGAUGUCCAUGCGCAUAGUCCCCCCCUCCGCCCACACCAGCACCUUCAAAUCGACCAACACAUCCGCCCCGUCCGCCCCCGGCGUCCACGACACGCUCCGCCACGGCAUCGGCCCAAACACCUUGUCCGCAGAGUCCCCCGCGCCCGUCUCGCGCCACCCGCUCGAAGCCCGCCUCAAGGCCUGGGAGUCGACCCAGGAGGCCCUGCGCAUGGAGAGCCUGCGCCGCACCUUCGGCAUGGCGGAGCCUAUCCGCCGCGGCAUGGAGCUCAAGAUCACGCGCAACGGCGAGUGGCGGCCGCUGGCCCUCGGCGGCGGUGCCGGUAUUAAGAGCGUGCAUGAGGAUAUCUUGCGCGGUCGUGAGGCUACGCUCGACUGGGAGGACGUGUUUACUGGUGAGGAGCAGCGAUCUGCUGUGACUAUGCAUGAGGAGAUGGAGCGGAAGUUGAAGAUCUAGGGUGUGGUUUAAUAUAGCAUCUUGGCAAUCGGCAUAACUGUGUCAGGCGAUGAACACUGAGGUAGACUUGAACCUGGUUGGUAACGUCUCCAGGUUGACGGACAUGAAUCAGAGCGUACUUUAUACUGCGUACGAUACUAGCAAACGUCAUGAAAUAGAGUCUAUGGGCAUUUGACCCUGGAAAACCUUCACAAGAUAGUCAUGACCUAACGCAAUGAUAUAACAACUAUAUGACUACAAUAGAUCC